UCUCUCUCUCUCUCUCUCUCUACUAUACUUUCUUUCGCCGGAAAACUGCUUUGGGUUUUUUUCUUUUCUUGCAAACCAAACAGCUGCCGGAGUCAAUGUGAUGGGAAGCGGAUUGUCGCAGCUAUGCCCUUGCUUUGUGCCGGCCAGCAGGACGGCGGUCGAGGAGCCGGAGGUGGUCUUCACGGCCUCCGAGCCCCUAGAUGAAACCCUAGGGCAUUCUUUUUGUUAUGUGCGCUCUUCCGCUAGGUUUUUGUCUCCGACGCAGUCCGAUCGGUUUGUGUCGCCUAGUCACUCGCUCCGGUUCUCGCCGUCGCACGAGCCGGUGGGGAGGGCGCGGGCUGGUCCGCCGGAGACCGGGUUCAAGGCCAUUUCGGGAGCUUCGGUGAGCGCUAACACGUCGACGCCGAGGACGGUUCUCCAGCUGGAGAAUAUUUACGAUGAUGCCACUGACUGCGUGGGCGGUGGCGUCAAGGGGAGUAUAGUGAAUGGCUUCGAGAGCACGGCGUCGUUUAGUGCUCUGCCGCUGCAGCCGGUGCCCAGGGGCGGUGAAGCUUCCGGUCCGAUUGACCGCGGCUUCUUUAUGUCCGGUCCGAUCGAGCGAGGCGCUCUGUCCGGUCCCCUCGAUGCCAACGCCGGCUCGGACGGCGGAAGAGUCCAUUUCUCGGCUCCAUUAAACGGACUUUAUGUGAAAAAGAAGAGGAAGAAGGGUAUUUCGGCGAUUCGGAAGGCUUUUUACCGGAAUUUUUCCGAGAAGAAGCGACCUUGGGUGGUGCCGGUGCUGAAUUUCGUCGGCCGGAAGGAAGUUCCUGCGGCCGGAGAUGGGGGCGACUCGGAGGUGAAGAGUGAGAGCAAUGUUCAGUGGGCUUUAGGGAAGGCGGGGGAGGAUCGGGUGCAUGUGGUUGUAUCCGAAGAGCAUGGGUGGUUGUUUGUUGGGAUUUAUGAUGGGUUUAACGGCCCUGAUGCUCCCGAAUUCUUGAUGGGUAAUCUCUACCGUGCUGUAUUUAAUGAGCUAGAAGGUUUAUUUUGGGAUGUUGAGGAAGGCGAUCCAAUAGUUUCAGGACAAGAAUGUUCAAAUGUAACUUCAGAAAAUGUGGUCGUUGUAGAGGAAGCCACCAAUCAAUCGAUGGAGAGCUGUGUUCGAGAGGUUGGAAAUGAGUCGAAUAAUAAGGAAAUUGGCGUCGGUCAUGAAGAUUCAAACCCGCCGCCUACUGAUCGAGGAUCAGCAAAAAGGGUGACGUUUCAACCUGAACCACCAGAGAUUAGACGAAGGCGUCUAUGGGAAUUUCUUGCUGAGGAUGAUCAGGAAGAUGGGCUUGAUCUUUCUGGUUCAGACCGAUUUGCAUUUUCCGUUGAUGAUGCACUUAGUGUAAACAAUGCAGGGUCUGCAGUAAGUAGGCGAUGGUUGUUGUUGUCAAAAUUGAAGCAUGGGUUAUCAAAGCAUAAGGAGGGUCAUGGUCGAAAACUAUUUCCAUGGAGGUUUGGUUUAGAGGAUAAAGAGAAAGUUGAAGUUGAUAAUAGAGUAGAGGAGACGUCAGGUUCCAGAGGUAGGAAAAGGAAAGUGGGUCCUGUUGAUCAUGAGUUGGUAUUGAAGGCAAUGUCUCGGGCCUUAGAAUUGACUGAGCUUGCAUAUUUGGACAUGACAGAUAAGGUUCUUGAUCAGAAUCCAGAGCUUGCUCUGAUGGGUUCUUGUUUACUGGUUGUGCUCAUGAGAGAUGAGGAUGUGUAUGUGAUGAAUGUUGGUGAUAGCCGAGCUCUUGUUGCACAGUAUGAAACGCAAGAAGGUAGUUCUAGUGUGGAGUCUAAGGGGGAGGGGAAGAAUAGGUCAAACAUAGAUGAUAUAGUUGAAGUGUCCACAGAUGGCUGUGAGAAAGAAAAUAAGGUGGUAAAUGAAGAUUUUGUUAAAGGGAUGCGGUUGACUGCAUUGCAAUUGUCCACUGAUCACAGCACAAGCAUUGAAGAAGAAGUCAUAAGAAUCAAGAAUGAACACCCAGAUGACAGCCAAUGUAUAGUCAAUGAUAGAGUGAAAGGUCGUCUUAAGGUCACCAGAGCAUUUGGCGCUGGAUUUCUCAAACAGCCCAAAUGGAAUGAUGUUCUAUUAGAAAUGUUUCGGAAUGAGUAUAUUGGCACUGCACCUUACAUAUCAUGUUCGCCUUCCCUUUGUUAUCACCAACUCUGUCCGAGAGAUCAGUUUCUGAUCCUCUCAUCUGAUGGAUUAUAUCAGUAUUUAAGCAAUCAAGAAGUGGUUUGUGAGGUCGAGAAAUUCAUGGAGAAGUUUCCUGAAGGAGACCCUGCCCAGCAUUUGAUAGAGGAGCUUCUUUCCCGUGCUGCAAAGAAAGCUGGGUUGAAUUUCCAUGAAUUGCUGGACAUCCCACAAGGAGACCGCCGGAAGUACCAUGAUGAUGUCACUGUCAUGGUGAUCUCCCUAGAAGGGAGAAUUUGGAAAUCAUCUGGGAAAUACCUCUGAAUCUUCAUAUCUUAGGCAGCGUCUCAAUUUGUGAUUCUCCAUAUACAAGUGACUGAGUUUUGAUUCUCGAGCUGAGGUGCUCUAUUUGGAAAGCUCCAGUGCAGGCCCAUUUUUCAUGGGUCCCAAAAGGAUUCUUUAAUUUCAUACAUAAAGCAUAUAGUUAAAAGGGGGAACCCCUGGUGAUAAUGGCAAGACUAGUCUUAGAUAUUCAUCCAGACUGACAAAGAUGGUUUCGGGAUGGAAAAUGGGGGAAUUGCAGAUGGAAUUUGUUGGGAGAAGUGCUCUCUAGUAGAAGGGUAUCUAUUUAAAUUUUUUCUUUCUUUCAAUUUCCGUUCUUGUCCCUUUUGAGAUUUUGCAUAUAUGGAGGCUCUCCAUUCAUUUGUCUCCUUUAUUCCUUUGAUGUUUCAAAGCCUGAAAGAAAAAGAAAAAAAAAUAGUCUGUAAUUUGGUGGGGGUUUAAUUUUAAUUUCUCUGCUUGAGCAAUUUCCUUUUCAAA
This is a messenger RNA of Vitis riparia (riverbank grape), 2959 nucleotides long. RefSeq names its product protein phosphatase 2C 29. Gene Ontology annotation, biological process: protein dephosphorylation. Bases 101 to 2464 code for a protein of 787 amino acids. The record is from RefSeq and is a predicted model, not a curated record. Gene Ontology annotation, molecular function: protein serine/threonine phosphatase activity. The transcript is spliced from 4 exons. NCBI's taxonomy places the organism in Eukaryota, Viridiplantae, Streptophyta, Magnoliopsida, Vitales, Vitaceae.